This is a messenger RNA of Raphanus sativus (radish), 3772 nucleotides long. RefSeq names its product kinesin-like protein KIN-12F. Gene Ontology annotation, molecular function: microtubule binding; ATP binding; microtubule motor activity. Gene Ontology annotation, biological process: microtubule-based movement. The transcript is spliced from 15 exons. The record is from RefSeq and is a predicted model, not a curated record. NCBI's taxonomy places the organism in Eukaryota, Viridiplantae, Streptophyta, Magnoliopsida, Brassicales, Brassicaceae. Bases 156 to 3503 code for a protein of 1115 amino acids.
CCGGAUCGAAAAAUCAGUUUCGUCAUCUAAAAAAAAAGCAGGAAAACAAAAAUAUUAUCAUUAUUACUCUCCCACUCACUCACUCACUUCAAAUUUGAAUCUCUCUUCGCUCUCUCUCUCGUCUCUCUCGAUCCUGUAUCGUCUCUUGGGCAGCCAUGGCGGAUUCAAGAUGGAGUUUCCUUCCCAAAUCCGUAUCCGCUCACUUGAACUCUAGAUCCGACAUCGAAAACGCACAACCGAACAUCCAUACCCCCACCCGAAGCAAAUCAAUUUCCAAAUCACCAGCUCCCAGGAAUCAAAUCGACCGCCGAGGCCAAGUCUCAGCGAUUCGUAGAACGGCAUUGAAAUCUCGGAGGAACGAAGCAGAGGAGGAGGAAGGCUCGAAUCAACAUGUGAAGGUUGUGGUGAGGAUAAGACCAACGAAAGAGUAUUGCUGGACUGUUAAAAAGCUUUCCGAUGAUUCUUAUUCCGUUAGGGAUCGCCACUUCACUUUCGAUUCUGUUCUCGACUCCCUUCAUUAUCAGGAUGAUGUGUUUCAGCAAAUAGGUGUUCCUUUGGUUCGUGAUGCUUUAUCAGGUUACAACACUUGUGUCCUUUCUUAUGGACAGAACGGAAGCGGGAAGACAUACACAAUGUGGGGUCCAGCAGGUUCGAUGCUCGAAGAUCCUUCUCCUAAAGGCGAGCAAGGACUCGCGCCUCGUAUCUUUCAGAUGCUCUUUUCUGAGAUCGAGAGAGAGAAGAUGAAGUCCGAUAUAAACUAUCAGUGUCGUUGUUCCUUUCUUGAGAUAUACAAUGGACAAAUCAGUGAUUUGAUCGAUCAAACCCAGAGAAAUCUUAAGAUAAAGGAUGAUGCAAAGAAUGGUACUUAUGUCGAAAACUUGACUGCGGAAUAUGUAGAUAGCUACGAGGAUGUUGCUCAAAUACUAAUGAAGGGCCUGUCAAGCAGAAAAGUUGGAGCGACUAGCACGAGUUUUCAAAGUUCUAGAUCACAUGUUAUACUCUCUUUCAUUAUCGAGUCCUGGAGCAAGGGAGCUUCAACAAGGUGUUUCAAUACCACCAGAACAAGCAGGAUCAACCUUGUUGAUCUUGCUGGAGUGGGAACAAACGUACGUGAUGCUACGAAACACUCUGUGGAGGAAGAGAAAUUCUUAAAGAAGUCCCUAUCCGAGCUCGGACAUGUUGUGGAUGCCCUUGCGAAAAACAUCCACCCUGGAAUAUCUGACCGCAGUCUUCAUAAAACCUCAUGCUUGACGCAUUUAUUGCAAGAAUCUCUUGGUGGCAAUUCAAAACUCACUAUCCUGUGCAACAUUUUUCCAAGCGACAAAAACACAAAAAGAACAAUGAGCACCCUUCGAUUUGGUGAACGAGCUAAAUCCAUGGGAAACAAACCACUGAUAAAUGAGAUCUCAGAAGAGGAUGUCAAUGAUUUGAGUGACCAGAUUCGUCUUCUAAAGGAAGAACUUACAAGAGCCAAAGCGGAUUGUCACUCUGUUGGGAGUAAAGAUAAUCAUUUCGGAGCAAAGAGUGCACGUGAAAAUUUGAAUCAACUAAGAGUUAGUCUUAACCGGUCUCUAAUGCUGCCAAAAAUUGAUAUUGACGAGGAAGAGAUAACGGUUGAUGAGCAUGAUGUAAAGGAAUUGCAUCAGCAAAUCAAGUCCUUCCGCGGUUCAUUCAGUGAGAAACAAAAGAAGCUCCCUGUCUACAGAGAGUCAGUCAGCUCUUCCUUUGUUACAGCAUUCGGUGAAUCAGAGCUAAUGGAUGAUGAUGAGAUCUUUUCAGAAGAAGUAGAAGCUGAAGAGAAAGAUAUGGAUGAAUCUUUCAAAGAACUUGACGGCGACAGUGCUGCAACAUUAACCAAAUCAACUGAGAAAUCCAGGAUUACGGAAUUUGCAUCUGCAAACAACAUGUCAAUAAAUCCUUGCCGUCAAUCCUUAGUCUUGCAAGAACCAAUCCAGUCAGAGUCUCCUAAAAUCAGAAACUCUCUGAGGAAGAGCAUAGCUCUUUCUUCCUCAUGUUUCAGGAAUCAGAAUAGCCUGGCGCAGAGCAUAAAGUCCUCGUGUCUUGCAGAGAGCCAGCAUAUCAGGGCGUCUUUACGUGGAAGCAAGAUAUUCACAGGUUCUACAGAAUCUCUAGCUGCAAGUCUGCGGAGAGGCUUGGAAAUUAUUGAAAACCCGCUGAACCCUGCAUCAAACCGAUGCUCAGUUUCCUUGUCUUCUGAUAACUUGACCACGCAACCUUCCACGGAGAUACUGCAGGAUGAACAACUACCGCCUUCACCACUCUGUCCUUCCUGUAGACAGAAAUCUGAUAGAUUAUUAGAGGUUGUUGAGGGAGAUGGAUAUCAUCAGAUGGAAGGGCUUUCUGAGAAGCAGCAAGAGCUUCAAAAUUUGUGCACAGAGCAAGCAGCCAAAAUUGAGCAGCUAACGCGCCUGGUAAACCAAUUUUCUGUGUCUUUAUGUCUAUUCAAAAUUGGAUCCGCACCUAUGGUUAAACAAGUAUGGUUACUGUUAUAUCUUCUCCAGGUUGAGCAACAGAAACAUCAAACUGUGAAUGAAACAGAACAGUUUUCUUCAGCAAACGAAAAUCAGCUUCUCAGCUGUAACGAUGUUGUUGAGCUUGACCAAGCAAAACAAAUCCCAAAUGAAGACUCCAAAAAGACAAACAUUGAUACUGGCGAGAAGGAGGCAUUACUUAAAGAAAUUGAAGAUCUGAAAAGCAAAUUGCAGAAACCUGUAACCAUGUCCACCAACGAACUGAGAUCAUCUUUGUUGGCCCGUUCGUUUCAACUACGCAACAAGAACGCUGAAAAAGAUAUCGAGGAAGAACGACUCAAGUGCACAGAAAUGGAGAGCGAGUGGAUAUCACUGACCGACGAACUCAGAGUCGAGAUUGAAACACAACGUUCACGCGCAGAGAAAGCUGAAACACAGCUUAAACAAGAGAAACUAUCUACUGAGGAGUUAGAGGAUGCACUUCAAAGAGCUGUUCUUGGUCAUGCCAGGUUUGUUGAGCACUACACAGAGUUACAAGAGAAGUACAACGACCUAGGCUCAAGGUAUAAAGCAACGGGGGAAUGGAUAACAGAGUUGAAGAAGGCAGUGGCAAAGGCUGGAAAGAAAGGUUGUGGUUCCCGUUUCGCUAAAUCACUUGCUACUGAGCUCUCUGCACUCCGAGUAGAAAAAGAAAGGGAAAGAGAUUUGUUGAAGAAGGAGAACGUAAGCCUCAAGAUUCAACUAAGGGACACUGCUGAAGCUGUUCAUACUGCUGGAGAAGUUCUUGUUAGACUCAGAGAAGCCGAACAAUCAGCAUCAGUUGCUGAGGAAAAUUUUAAUGAAGUGGAAGAAGAAAACGAGAAGCUAAAGAAGAAAAUGGAAAAGCUGAAGAGGAGACACAAGUUAGAAAUGGCAACAAUCAAACAGAAUCUAAAGAAUAAUACAUUGCCAGAAUCUGCAUUACGGCCACUGCACCAGAGGAACUUGGAGAUUGAAGAAGAAGGUAUGUAGAAGAAACAUACCAACGUGCAUAGCUUGAAGACCUUUCUCGGAUCUGAUUGGUAUACACACAUUAGCUUCCUGUUUAUUUUUUUUGCUUGCUGUUAAUAAUGAAAUAGCGAAUGUCUUGUUCCACGAGGCAUUUUUGAUUAUUAGUAUCUUGGUUUCCCAUUGGAGUUUAUUAUUUGCUGCUUUAGAUUUGAAUAUUGUGUUUCUGGCGUGCGAAACUGGUCUUCUUUGUAUAACUUUAAAUUGGUUAUUUAUUUUAUUUAUUUUCUCCA